This is a messenger RNA of Toxotes jaculatrix (banded archerfish), 9234 nucleotides long. RefSeq names its product nesprin-1-like. The record is from RefSeq and is a predicted model, not a curated record. The transcript is spliced from 58 exons. Gene Ontology annotation, cellular component: nuclear outer membrane; cytoplasm; meiotic nuclear membrane microtubule tethering complex. NCBI's taxonomy places the organism in Eukaryota, Metazoa, Chordata, Actinopteri, Toxotidae. Gene Ontology annotation, molecular function: actin filament binding. The coding region runs from base 1 to 9234 and encodes 3077 amino acids. Gene Ontology annotation, biological process: nuclear migration.
AUGGCAUCACCCCGGCACUACGGACACUCUACCCGGGAUAUUGCCAAUGUGAUGCAGAAGCUGCAAGUUUCUGUGAAAGCUGAGAACAGCAUCACCAGCCACGUGGCUCCUCUGCAUCAGUCUGUGCAGGCGGCAGAGGCAUACAUUCCCACCUACGCCUCUGGGUUUUACCGUCUGCUAGCCUAUCAAGCAGACAGGCGGGAAUCGAGGCGUAGUCUGGGGUACAAGAUGGAGCGACGAGCAGGGGGUGAAGCCUCCCCAAAAAAGAACACAUCCCUCAACCUGGUGACGGGGUUCUACCACUACCUCCGUGCAGGAAAGCAUGGGUUGGUUCUAAAAAGGCUGCAGAAUGAGCAGGAGGCGGUGCAGAAAAGGACAUUCACGAAAUGGAUCAAUUCCCACUUGGCAAAGCAUGUCCCGCCUCUGGUGGUGACAGACCUGUUUGAAGACAUCAAGGAUGGUGUGAUGCUGCUGGCCCUGCUGGAAGUCCUCUCUGGACAGAAACUGCCAUGUGAGCAGGGCAAGAAGCUAAAGAGGAUCCACUGGGUCGCCAACAUCGGUACAGCUCUCAACUUCCUUGAGGGUAGGAAGAUCAAGCUAGUCAACAUCAACUCCACAGAUAUUGUUGAUGGACGGCCAUCAAUCGUACUGGGAUUGGUGUGGACCAUCAUACUCUAUUUUCAGAUUGAGGAGCUAACCAGUAGCCUACCAGCACUCCACGGCAUGUCCAGCAGCACCUCCUCACUGGACAGCUCCACCAGCAGCACUGACACCACCAGCCCACCUGUCAAAAGGAAACCCCUCCCACCUCAGGGGGGAGCCAGAAAGGCAUUACUGAGAUGGGUUCAGCAGACAGCCACCAAACGCUUGGGGCUUGAGGUGAAGGACUUUGGCCCCAGCUGGCGCACAGGUUUAGCAUUCUUUGCAGUCAUCCAUUCCCUCCGGCCCAAUCUAGUUGACAUGGAGCGUGUAUGGAGGAGGCCCAACCGUGAAAACCUGCAGGAAGCCUUUUUCUUGGCUGAGACUGAGUUAGGCAUUCCACAGCUUCUUGACCCAGAAGAUGUGGACGUAGACAAGCCGGAUGAGAAAUCCAUUAUGACAUAUGUAGCCCAGUUCCUGAAGCAUCAUCCUGACCGAAGGCAGAGCGACUCAGACGGACAGUCAGAAGAAGAGAGAGAGCAGCGAAAGAGCCUGAGGGAGCUCAAAAUGUGGCUCGACCAGCUGGAGAGAGACGCAAUACAGGCUCAGGAGGCUGAGGGCAAUCUCGCUCAGCAGUACCAGCUGUUCAAGACUCUACGAGUCCAGUUGGAGGUGAGGAGGAAGCACGUGGAGGGAGCUUUGCAGUCCACUCAGAGAGAUGGAAUACUGACUGUGGAUCAGGCCCUAGUCAAACAAGCCUGGGAAAGGGUCUCCAAUAAGCUCCUGGACUGGCAUCUGCAGCUGGACAGGUCUCUGCCGGCUCCCCUCAACAUGGUGGGGGCAUGGCUGCACGAGGCUGAAGGAGCCCUGCGACAAGAGAUCAUCAUCCAGCAGGCACAUGAUGUGACAGCUAACACUGUCCACAGAGCUCUGGAGCAGCACAAGGAUGUGUUGAAGAGUCUUGAAAGUCACCAGCAGGUCUUUCAGAGGAUUCAUAAGGACAGGAGUGUUGAUGGAGUCCUUGUCCCCCCAGACCAACUCCAAGACAUGGCUGAGAGGAUGAACUUCAUCUCUACAUCUUCUAGCAUCCACAUGGCUAAGAUGGAAUUCUGGGAGAACAAACACCACAUGCAGGCCUUCCUCACUUUAGCCGAGACCAAGCUCAAAUCCUGGAUCAUCAAAUAUGGGCGACAAGAGUCCGUGGAACUGAUGCUCCACAACUACGUUUCAUUUGUGGAGAAGCAACAUUUCUUCGAAAAUUACGAGGCAUUGUUCCAGUCCCUCAAACAGUCGGCUGAGGCCUAUGUCAGUGCUGACAGCUCAGUGGAUGAGGGCGAGAUGGGGGUGCGCAGGUUUAUGCGGGAGGUGGUGACCCAGUGGAGGAGUCUUUCCAUGGAAGUGCGCAGUGUGAGGAGCAUGCUGGAGGAGGUGCUGUCCAACUGGGAGAGGUACAGCUCCACUGUGGCCUCCUUACAGGCCUGGCUGGAGGAUGCAGAGGAAGCCCUGAUCCAGCCAGAAAACACUAAACGGGAGUUUUUUAGGAAUCUCAGCCACUGGAUGGAUCAGCAUGCAGCCAUGAACGACGCCGGGAAUUUUCUCAUUGAAACUUGUGAUGAGACCGUGUCACUUGAUCUCAAGCAGCAGCUACUUAUUUUGAAUGGCCGAUGGAGAGACCUCUUCCUCAAAGUCAAACAAUAUGCCAGAGCAGAUGAGCUGGAGAAGUGGAGAAAAGACCACUUGAGGGCUGUGUCAGCCCUGAAAGAGCUGCUGGACACAGCAGAGGCAAAGCUCAAUGCUCCUGUUAAAGUGUCUUUCCUCAAUGUCAGAGCCUUUCUGCAGGAUGUGGAGAAUACUAAGCAAAAGGUUGUUGCCAUGGAGACACAAUACAAGUUGGCUGCCCGCAGUGCUCAGCUCCUUGCCAAGGACGCACCACAGGAUGAGGCGGCCAGAGUCAUGGCAACUGUGGCAACGGCCAAAAGUCAGCUGAGUAAGGUGAGAGAGCGAUGUCCCUCCCUAGUGAGGGAGUGUCAUGUCCUCCUGCCACUGUUGGAGGAGAUGGAAAAACACAUCACUGCUUUUUACCAGGCCCUGGAGAGGGCCAGUCGCAUCACUUCUGCUGCAAGAGACCCAGACUCACAGUCCCAGACCCAGCAUAAACAAAAGUGGCAGGAUUUGUUAAACCAGCAGCAAAGCUGUAAACGAUGUCUGUCAGUGAUUGAGAGGAACCACCACACCGUGCAGAGGACGCUCUCCACCAGUAAGGUGCUCCGUAACUUUGACCUGUCACUGCUGCAAAAGAGAGUGGCUGAAAUACAGAGCUCAGCACAGGCUUUGCUGAAGGAGGUGGGGGAAUGGAGAAGGCAGGAAGAGGCCAACAACUGCCUGAGGAGGAGGUUCGAGGAAUCACGACAAGAGCUGGAGAGGGUGCUGAAGAAAGCUCAGGGCUACUUGAGAGAGACUGGAGAUGCUGAGGAUCUACUGAAGAGACAUACUGAUUUUUUCGGCCAACUGGAUCAGCGAGUGCUGAGCGUGUUCUUGAAGGCGUGUGAUGAGCUGACUGACAUCCUGCCACAGGAGGAACAACAGGGACUGCAAGAAACUGUCCGCAGGCUGCACAAGCACUGGAAGGACAUCCAGGGUGAAGUGCCAUCUCACCUGCUCCGUCUGAAAGUGGAGGUGGAGCAAAGUCGAGUGGCUGUGAUCCUACAAGACUGCAGAGCAGAGCUGGACAGAGAAAUGCAAGCCCUGUCUGGCACCUGCACCAGCGAGCGGGUGAUCAAAGAGCACAGAACUUUCUUCAGGGAACGCAAACCUCUGACUUUGUGUGAGAAGAGGAUUAGGAACAUGGAGGAUCUGUGUCACAAGUUGCCUGACAACGACCCGGCUUAUCGAACACUAGACUCCACAAGAAGGGCCGUAGAUGAGGUUACAGAGCAAAUUAAGAGCACCCACCUCAAACUGGAGCAGCACCCAGAUAAAUGGAAAGAGUGGAACGAGAGGUUCUGUGAACUUUCCGAUUGGCUCUCAUCUCAGAGGAGGCAGGUGAGACUCUUGAGAGAGACCGCAAGAAAUUCCAGCCGUAAGGAGCAAGUGAAUGCUGCUGUUCAGGCACUGCAGGAAGCAGUGGAUGCCCGUGAGGAAAGCUUACUGUGGCUUAAAAACAUCCUUGCUGAACUCUCUGAGUGGGGUGAAGAGGGCUCUGCCAAGUUCCAGUAUGAGGAGUUGAGGGAGGAGGUGCGUGGUGCUCUGGAGGAGGUUCUCAGAGCACGAAGGGAGGCUGAGGAGCAGACCAGAAAGAUCCUUGAUGCUGAAGAUCUGGAGGAGGCCAAACAACUUUAUCUCAUUCACCAGGUGUGUAUAGAGCAACACCUAAAGCGCCUGCAUGCGAACAGGAGAGAGGCAGAGCUCCUGGUGUCCCACUGCCGCCAGCUGCAGACAGGGGAGGUGCUCAGUGAGUCUCUACAGGAACUGGAGGAAGCUUUCAGAGAGGUCGACCGCAAAUCGGGGGCAAAAGAGCACAACCUGCAGGCCACUCUGACCUGGUGGCAGAACUUCGAAGCAGAGAGAGAAACAGUUUGGAGGUUUAUCAGCAACACCAACAAUGAGCUACACAAAGAACUUAUUUUCAACAGCCUGGACAGCCUGAGAAUGGAACUGGAGCACAAUAAGGAGCUCCUCACUGGGGUUGAGGAAUGUUGUGUGAGAGCAGAUCUCCUCUUGGAGAAGGCAGCAGAUAUUCAGCUUGGUCCAAAGAAUCAGACUCUUCUUCUGCAGCAGGCCCAGUCCACCAGAGAAGCAGUCACACAACUUCAAGACCACCUCAACAAGAAUGUUGUCCAGCUGGAGAGGAUGUGUGUGUGGUGGGAGCGCUUCAGCAGUGAAUCAGAGACCCUCUCCUCUUGGAUCAGUGAGAAGGAGCAGGAGCUUGAGGCCAUCAACACCACCUCCUCCUUGGAUCCUUUAGACAAAAACAUCAGCACAGUGGAGGAGGUGGGGAAAGGUCUAGAGGAGAGAAGGGCAGCCCUGGGCCACAUGGAGGCAGACUGUGAGGCCCUAUCAAGGUUUGUGACCCCUGGUGAGGCUGGACGUAUCCGAGCACGUCUUACCCAGAUAAGGCGCUACUGGGAAGAGCUGAAGGGGAGAGUGGAACAGCUGGGAGGACAGCUCAACCAGAGCGCCUCCUACCGGCAGAGAUACAAUGAUAACCUUGAACAGGUCAAGAAAACCAUGAGUGAUAUUGAAGAGAAGCUUGACUGUCCAAUCACGCAGUGUUCAUCAUCAUCUGAGACCUACAAAAUCCUCCAGAAUCAUAUGGAGGUCUGCCAGACUGUUGAGCAGCUAAAGCCCAGGCUGAUGGCUCUGUGUUCGGCCAUGAAGAGGCUUGGAGAGGGCAGCCAGCUGGAGGAAGAGGUGGCUAACCUCCAGAAGCAACAGGGGCAGUUUCUGGGAAAGGCCUCGGAAAAGCAAGCUACAUUAGAAAGCCUUCUAGCACUGUGGCAAAGAUUUGAAAAGGAGAUUUCGUCCAUGAAAAGCUGGCUGGACAGGUGUGAGUCUGUUUGCUGUCCAGACACCGAACUGCUCUCUGCAGACAAAGUAAAGCUUAGGAAUGAACUACAGAAUAUACAGGAAAUGCAGCGGGAGACACCAUCCUAUGAUGUCCUUCUCCAGGGCCUUGUGAAUCUCGGAUUGUGUCUGUAUCCCACAGCACCUGAAGCUCGUAUCCAAGAGUUCAGUGAUGAUCUCACACAGCUACAGGAGAGAUCCACCUCUGUGAAGAACAGCAUAUCACACAGGUUUGAGCUGCUGAAGUCACAGUUGUCACAGCUGGAGUUGUUUGAUGAGGCGCUGCUGACUCUGACCCAAAGGAGUGAAAACUUCCUGUCUGUCUUGAGAAGCUCUUCCCAGGUUGAUAUUGCUGAUCUUGAGGCUGCAAUCACUAAGCUGAAGGAGCAUGAGGUGAAGCUACAGGCGUAUGCAUCGCUGAGAGAGACACUUCAUCAAAGAGAGUCCUCCCUUCUUUGCUCUUCCACCCCGGAGGCCCAACAGCAGCUCCAGGGCUGGAGGGAGGACUGCCUACAGCCCCUCAGUGAAUCCCAGCGUCUCCUUCUCGUCCGUAAAGAGUGCCUGACUGAGUUAAAGACUUUCCUUGGGAAACACGCAGUGGCAACUAAGGCUGUGCACCGCCUUCACGAGGCUGUUGAGGGCAGGGGGAGCUGGGACCGCGCCAAAGCUGAAGAGCUGCAUCAUGGAAUAGGGGAAGUGGCUAAAGAUGUUGCUCGGCUUGAAGCUGAGGCAGUCGGGUUAGAUGGGCAGCUGAGCAAGGCACACCUGCAACUGUGUGGGUCAGAAUGGCCAGGUUCCAGGGACACAGGCCAUCCGCAGGGAAGAACGUCUUGCAGAGGACAGGCAGUGGCUCUCACAAUGGCUCUGGAGGAAGUACAGAGGGGUGUGGGAUGGAGGCAGAGUGAAGCAGAUGCUUUAGGCGCCUUGUGGAGCUCCUUCAGGGAGAGGAGGGAAGAGGUGAUGAAGAAUUUGAGGAAACUCGAAGAUGAAGUGAGGCAUGAGGGGGCCAGAGAGAGCUCUGUACAGGCCUUUCAAAACAGGCUGCGUUUUUUCGUCCAGCUGGAGGAUGAGCUCCAGUCCCUGCAGCACUCUCAACAGUGGUUAGAGGAAAAGGGAAGCCAGCUGGCCCAGAGAGACAGUGAGCUGGCUGGGGAGGCUCUCAGGGAGGUAGCUCUGGUGAAGACAGCCUGGGAGAACGUCAGGACUCUGAUCACCAACGGUCAAGAACAGAGUGGGUUGGUGGUAGAUCUUCUCCGUCAGUUUCAUCACCUGAAGUCAGUCCUUAGCACUGUGGUGGAGAGUGCUCAUAGUAUCGCACACAAUCUGCCCGACCACAAUCACAACACUCAGGAGGCCAAAAGGACUUUCAUACGGCAUGAGACUGUCCAAGCGGAGCUGAGAGAAAAGCAGGAAGACAUGGACCAGCUCAUCAGUACGGUCGAGGACCUGCAGAGAGAAUUGGAGAAGGUUCCCAGCUCUGAUACAUCCUCCAUCCAGAGAGACAUGGAGACAUUGAGAGACCAGUGGCUGGAGUUGGCUGCUCAGCUGUCAGAAGUCUCAGAAAGAAUUCAAACCAACGUAGAGAGACUUGGCCUCUGUGUGGCCCUGUGGGACGACCUCAAGGCCAUGGAGCAGGACAUCAACCAGUGGACAGCCACCUCCAUUGCUGACCUCACAGACAGCGUCACCAAUCUCAGUGAUAAGGAGAAGGCAGAGGCCCAGCUUACCACCUUUCAGGCUGAGGUUGAGAAGAGGGAGCAGAAGCUGGAUGCCCUGCAGGAGAGAGUGACAGAGCUGAAGGAGCGAGCCAAACUGCAGGAAACCCCGUUACAAAUGCAGGUCCUGGAGUCAGACCUGAGGAAGAAAAUGACCCAUGCACAGGAGGUGUACAACCAGGCCAAACACACUCUGACCUACUUCACUUUCCAAAAACAGCGACUUGAGGACCUCAUGUCCCAGAUGGCCGAGCGGCUGGAGGCAGUUGAGGGUUCCUUGUCUGACCUCACUGAAGCUACUUCCCCUGAAGAUAUUGGUACUGUCAAGAACCUGCAGAGCGUUGUGCAGCAACAGAGGGCAGACAUGGACUCGGCUAGAGAUGCCCUGACUGCCCUGUGCAGGUCGCAUCCCUCUCAGGAGCUGUCAAGCCUCUCCUCUGACCUCACCUCCAUUGCCAAGCGAACAGAGGCUGUUGCUCAGCGUUGUGCCAAGACCAGGGGCAGCCUGCAGGAUGGGCUACAGCUCCAUUUCAACGCAGAGCUCGUCCAAGACUUCCAUGCCUGGCUUGCAGAUCUAAAGUUGGAGCUGAAAGAAUGUUCAAACCAAUCAGGAGAUGUUGCCAUCCUUGGAGCCAAGUUACAGAGGUUGAAGGUGUCACUUGAGCGGACAUCAGAGGGUGAGAAGCGGCUCUCCCAGGUUUCUCAGGAGGCCGAAAGGCUCCAGCUCCAUCUGCCCAAAGCUGGAGCAGCACAGGUCCAAGAGCAUCUCUCCUCCUGUCAGAGAGAGUGGAAGAACUACCUGGACAGCUGUUCUCAGAGCCAGCGAGACUUGGAAGAGAGUAUUGGUCUUCUGAAAAACUUUGAUGAUUGUGUGGAGGGUAUAAGAGACUGGCUAAAGCAGAUGGAGCUCAGCCUCCAGAGCGAGCCUGUUCUUGGCGCAGAGAGCCAGCAAGGAACCCCCGAUGCCACAGAAGAGCUGGAGAGAAUGGAAAACCUCCAUAAGGAGCUACUAGCAAGAAGGGACUCUAUUGAGCGUGUCUGCCAGGAGGCCCAGUCUCUGUCUGAUGCAGGUCGGGGGUCAGGAGGAGAGGUCAGAGUGACAGGCCAACUCCAGAUGGAGCACCAAGCCCUGCUGAAGGCAGCCAGGGAGAGACUGCGAGGGUGCCAGGAGAGUCAGGCCUUUGGAGAGACCCUCCAGGGAGUUUGGGCCUGGCUGGAGGAGAUCCAGGAGAGACUGGGUACAGUAGACAGCACAAUGGGGACCAAAGAGCAGUUAGAGCAGAGGCUGGAGACUGUGCAGGACAUCCUGCUUUUGAAGGGUGAGGGGGAGGUCAAGCUGAAUAUGGCCAUGGGUAAGGGUGAGUUGGCCCUGCGCAGCUAUGGGGCCGCUGGACAGGAGGUGGUCCGCUCUCAGCUUCAGGAAGUGGAGGAUGCAUGGGCCACGCUGCUUGUGACUGCCAUGAGCUGCCACAGUCGUUUGGAGUGGACUGUGUCACAGUGGGGAGGAUACCUGGACAGUGCUGCCCAACUGCGGUGCUGGAUGGAGGCUGUAGAGCGGGAGGUGUGUGCCCCGCUUACCCCGCAGCCGGGGCCCAGAGAAAAGGCCUCCCAGCUAGAGAGACUUAGAGCCCUGCUGGCUGACCUGGAAGACCACCAGGUGGCACUGUCCAGCUUGGAAGAAAAAGCCAGAGAACUUUUCAAGAAAACCGGUGAUGCCAGCUUUAACCAUGGUGCUCGAGUCCAGCUGCAGGCGCAGUUUGAUGACCUUACAGCUUUGGUAGAGGAGAGAGUACGUCUUGCGCAGGCUGUGGUGUUGGAACACCAAGAAUACCUGGAGGCUGUGAGGGAGCUGACCGACUGGCUGAUGACUGCAGGAGAGGAGCUGCAGCACUGGUCUGAUACAUCAGGAGACUCUAACUCCAUCAAAAAGAAACUGUCAGAAGUGAGGGAGCGUGUGGAGUGUCGGUUACUGGAGGGCCGAGAGCGCCUCAGCCGGGUGCGUCGCAGCGCAGCAACCACAGCGGAGCACACGGCAGCAGGAGGCUGCGAGGCCAUGGACCGGCAGCUGGGGGCGCUGUCCCAGGCUCUGGAGCAGUGGGAAGGGGCCGCUCUGAGGGCCAGAGAUGGCCUGGAGGGGGCCCUGGCAGCUGCUGCAGCUUCAGAAGAAGAAUACAACCGUCUGACCGCUCAGCUGGAAGAUGAGUUGAAGGAGCUGGAUGGACGGCUGAGGAGGUGGAGCCAGGAGCUGAUUAAAGCUGAAGGGCGGAGCAACGGCGAGGAAGCAGUGGAGGGAUGGCAGCUGGCUAAGGUACAGUAG